This is a messenger RNA of Verruconis gallopava, 1553 nucleotides long. RefSeq lists its product as uncharacterized. Lineage: Eukaryota; Fungi; Ascomycota; Dothideomycetes; Venturiales; Sympoventuriaceae. The record is from RefSeq and is a predicted model, not a curated record. Gene Ontology annotation, biological process: endoplasmic reticulum to Golgi vesicle-mediated transport. Gene Ontology annotation, cellular component: endoplasmic reticulum membrane. The coding region runs from base 534 to 1172 and encodes 212 amino acids. The transcript has 2 exons.
GGAACUGAAGCCGCUGAAUCGUGCUGGGUAUGGAACCGUGAAUUAUGUGGUCGGCGGAUUGAGAUAGGGCCAAAAUAAGAAAAAGAAAAGAAAAGAAAAGAUGCAACUCUGGAGCUUUUUACCUCAACGUGGUGCUCUGGGUGUUGACGGGGCAGACCCACUCAGAAAGCAACACUUACUAAACUUACUGACCUUCCUAGCCUAGCCAUAGCUUGUCUCCGUAACCCGUAUCUCGUGCCCACUCGACGCCGCCGGCAACGAACGCUCCUUUUCGACCCAGACACCUCUUCCCAAUCAUACACAGGCCUUGUUCUUUUAUUUUUCCUCGCGACGAACGCAGACACGCGCAAGGGCGCUACAGACGAGGAAACCAUUGACGGCCGCGAGCUCCUCGGGUGUUCGACUGCUUCCGCACAAACGAAACCUCUCAAGCUGUCAUCGAGUUCGCGACAGCUUUUGUCUGCGUCGAACGCGCGCGCUCUACACACCUGCCCACGACAAAACAAACGUGCGCCGCUGCAAACAAAGCCAUCAUGCCUACUGGGGUCAACUCCUUCGCAACCUUCCUCAUCAUCGGCCCGACAUGCUUUUUCCUUGGCAUCCUGUUCAUCUCCCUCCCGUAUGACUACAAUGUGCUGUGGCACAUGCCCGUCGAUCGGACCCCGUACUUCGACCGGCUCGAGGAGCACCUGCGCUUCCUGCAUGCCAGCCCGCCCCUUAUCAGCCGCGUCCUGCACAUAGUAAUCGGCGUUGGCUUCGUCGGCUUCAUCACCAAGCUCUACAAACCGUCCGAGUCCAACAUGCUCUUUGACGGCGCGUCCCUUGUUCUUUACAUGGUCGGCAUCACCAUUUACAUCGCCAACAUCGUCAAGGGUCUGCGGGUGGUCACUGAGGGCAAGUACGAUAUCGACGUUCUCGAGAGCGAGGUUACCGCUGCGCAGGCGGAGCUCUCACAAUUCACCGAUGGUGGACAGGGCGUGGUGGUCAUCGGCAGGGAGGAUAGCCUUCGGGUUUUGGCUGCCAGCAACACCAUCCUUGCUCUAGUGUUGAUAGGCAUCCUGGUCUUACAGGCUGGCCAGUGGUAUGCACAGAAGAAAGAAGAGCUUGAGAUCGCCGAGAUGAAGAAGACGCAAGAGGAGAAGAAGAAGACCGUGGCCAAGAAGAAGCAGUAGGACGCUGGAGAUCCGUAAUGCCCUUGCCUGGCGCACAUGCUUUUUUGUUUCAUUUUUGUUUUUUCAUUUGAAAAGGAGCACAGCAUCAGAUGUUGAUAACAUAAAAAUUUUUUCUUCAACUUAGGUGGGCUUCGACGCAUCCUUGAGGUGUGGGUUUUCGACAUGGCUGGCAUCGUUAAUGUAGCUUAUACCCUAUUCCUAUCAUGAGAGAGAUUUGGGAGUGACAAACGAAGCAACAAAGCUCAAGGUGGCGCGGUUCACCACCCCGAAAGAAGGAAAGAAUGAAUUAAUGCAAAAAAAGAGAUAUAUGGUUUGCCGUUUCUUGUCUUACUUCCUACCCUUUGAAUGCCUAGAGAUUGAGAAACAAUUCAACACGUUUAC